AUGCCCCCUGCUAGUAUGUAGUCUGUCAUUAAGAAGUCGAAUCAACAUGCUACGAUGGCUAAAAAUCGCAAGUUGUUUUCAAAUAAAUCUGAGGACUUCUAUUUCUGCAUUGCCUUUAUUGUGAUCGUUGUUGGUAUUGCUGUGGUGAUCACAUAUUCUAUGAAGAAUUCACAGGAAAGAUAUCUAAAAUCUGACUAUUUUCUCUAGAUCAACAAUAUCAUGUAUGGAAUUCAAAAAGAGAACGGAACUGCAAUGCUUAUAAGUUUUAAGCCCAAAUUCUUAAAGAAGGGCAAGACUGCGCUGAUCCAACUUGAUGAUGUGUUUGAUACAGCUAAGAAUCAAUCAAAGGCUCUAAAUAUGUCAUAUGAAUUGCUUAAAUACUCUAAAAAUGAAGCCAUGAUACAACUUAAAUUGUCUAAUUAAACUGAAAACGAUGAAAUUUUCUAUCAGAACUUCGAUAAAUUUUUGAAAUUCUUGAAAAAGUAAAAGAAGAUUUUGAACAUAGAAUACAGACAUUUUAAUUCAACUGUUAACCCCAGGAAUAAAUCAUAGUAUUUAAUUGCUCAAGGGACAAAGUCAAAAGACACUUUAGACUAUAGAAUGAGAUUUCACAGUGGAUGGUAUACUUUCAUGGAAUAGGAACUUAAAAAUGCAACUGCUAAAUUCACUAAACAAGAACAGAAAAUCUAAUAUUAACUUAGCAUUGAGAGCCUGGGCAAGAUGUGUCAAGACUUUUGUGAUAUCUUCGAGGUGUUUACGUAUGACGAAUAUGAAGAGGAUAGAGAAAAUUAAUUAUAGACGAAGUAUUAUUAAGAUCAGAGAAAUCAAAAAUAUGAAGAAAUAGAUCAAAUCUAGACAGAUAUAGGUAGUAGUGAUAUUGAAAAUGACUUUGAAAAUGAUAACGAUGAAAUUAAUCAACAGCAGCAACAGUAACCAUUGCAAGUAAAUACUGAUGAGUUUUGA
Molecule: messenger RNA, 963 nt
Organism: Stylonychia lemnae
Lineage: Eukaryota; Ciliophora; Spirotrichea; Sporadotrichida; Oxytrichidae
Source: the annotation of a GenBank genome assembly